Leptosomus discolor (cuckoo roller) is the source of this 901-nucleotide messenger RNA. The record is from RefSeq and is a predicted model, not a curated record. NCBI's taxonomy places the organism in Eukaryota, Metazoa, Chordata, Aves, Leptosomiformes, Leptosomidae.
CAGGGGCUACUGAGCUGUCAUGGGGAACACCACCAGUGAGCGAGUGUCUGGGGAGCGCCAUGGCUCCAAGUCCCACCGCUCGGACGGCUCCGGUGCCCCCCACCCUGCCAAGGAGCACCCGCACAAGAUCAUGGUGGGCAGCACCGACGACCCCAGUGUUUUCAGCUCCCAUGACUCCAAGAUUCCUGGGGACAAGGAGUUUGUGUCAUGGCAGCCAGAUCUGGAGGAGUCGGUGAAACCAUCCCAACAGGCUCGUCCCACUGUCAUCCGCUGGGCCGAUGGAGGUAAAGAGGUCUUCAUCUCUGGAUCUUUCAACAACUGGAGCACCAAGAUCCCACUCAUCAAGAGCCACAACGACUUUGUCGCUAUCCUGGACCUCCCAGAAGGAGAACACCAGUACAAAUUUUUUGUGGAUGGCCAGUGGGUCCAUGACCCAUCCGAGCCUGUGGUCACCAGCCAGAUGGGGACGAUUAACAACCUGAUUCACGUCAAGAAGUCUGACUUCGAGGUGUUCGAUGCUUUGAAGGUGGAUUCCCUGGAGAGCUCAGAAACCUCAGACUUGUCAAGCUCACCACCUGGACCUUAUGGCCAAGAGAUGUAUGUAUACCGGCCUGAGGAGCGCUUCAAAUCCCCACCCAUCCUCCCGCCUCACCUCCUCCAGGUCAUCCUGAACAAGGACACCAAUAUCUCGUGUGACCCAGCGCUGCUGCCCGAACCCAACCACGUCAUGCUCAAUCACCUCUACGCGCUCUCCAUCAAGGUAAGGGCACCUGGCACGGAAAGGGCUUCACCCUACCCGUCUUCUCCAACCUGCGAGGGCCCGAGGCAGUCCUGGCGCUGCCCCCAGGCCUCCAGAAACGUGUCCUACCUGCUGAAGGUUGCUGUGCUGUUCCGGCAAUGA